This is a messenger RNA of Sclerotinia sclerotiorum 1980 UF-70, 3957 nucleotides long. RefSeq lists its product with no specific name. The transcript has a single exon. Lineage: Eukaryota; Fungi; Ascomycota; Leotiomycetes; Helotiales; Sclerotiniaceae. The coding region runs from base 1 to 3957 and encodes 1318 amino acids. The record is from RefSeq and is a predicted model, not a curated record.
AUGUCAGAUUACAAUUUCGACCACUCAGAUAUAACUCAGGUGCAGAUCCAGCAUCUCCAACGCAAUCCACUCGAAGCUUGCCAGCGUGAAAAUGCCUCUCUUCAUAUCAGGUUGGAAACUUUUAACCGCAUGCUCCUUGAAGCUAAAGAGGAGUCCGAAACAAGGUUAAAUCGUAUUAAAAAGGUGAGAGAUGAAAGAAAUGCGGCUUUUAAUGAGGGAGAAAAGUAUGCGAGGAGAGAGAUUGAAGUGGAGAUGGGGAUUUUGAAGAAAGAGCGGCAUGACGCGGAGAUGAAGGGUAAGAAAUUGGAGGAGAACGAGGCAAAAACCCAGGAGAUGAUCAAGGAGCUGGAGCUGGAAUUAGAAGAAUUGAGGAAGGGAACGGGUGCAGUGGAAGGAGUGGACGUAGGGUUGAUGAAUUCUUUGAGGGAGGAGAGGGAUAGAUAUGAAGAGGAGCUCAAUGAGGCAAAAGAGGUUAUCAUGGGAAAGGAACUUCAUAUACAGCAUUUGAAGGAGGAAACAAGGAAUGUGUCGGCUAAUGCAGCUGAUACCCCUCCUGUGGAGAGUGCGCGGAUACAGGCUCUUACAGAUCAACUUCAUGCAUUGAUGGCAGAGAGGGAUGAUAUAAGACAACAGCUGGAGAUUGUGACGGAAAAUCUCGUGGGUGGUACGCCAACGGAGCUUACGACUAAAAAAGAAAAGUCAAAGACUACAUUAGGCAAGGAUAAAGAGCCGGAGAUUAAGAGUUUCAGCCUUGGUACAGAGCCAAGUAAGGCCAACUUCCAUGCUAAGAGGAAGAGCUUACAUGUACCCUCUCCUCUAAGACAAUCUACCACUCCCGAAUCAGAAGAAGAUGAAAGUGAUGGACAGCGAGAGAACAAAGAAGAUGAAAAAGUUGAUGAGGAAGAGGAAAGAUUAAAGCAAAGUAUCGAAACUGAUGAAAAGGAUGCAGUAAUGGGAGAUCAGCCACAAGACAGAGAAUUCCUUUCACAACGACUACUUAUUACUCGAAUCAAAAAGCUCGAGAAAAGGAAUAUGCAUCUUGAACGCAGUUACGACAAGUCUCACGUAAUUCUUGCAAUCCUCAGCCUUACUCCCGUCCACUUCGAAGCAUUUCGUCAACGCAAAGAGAGUAAGAGGAAAGAAGGUCUGGUAUUGCUUGAUAUCAUGAGUAAGGAACGCAAUUUUUUAAGGAACCAGAAUCGAAAACUCGAAAAACAACUGCAGUUAUUGGCUGAUCUUCGACGUGAGAAAAUGGGAGAAGACACGGGAGACGUACAGGACUUUAUACUCAUGCAAGAUCGAUAUGAUGCAAAAGAGGAAUCUACGAAGUUAUAUAAAAUAUCAUACGAGAAGGCGGAAUACGCCAUGAAGGAUAUGAUAGAGGAUGGCGCCAACGUGGAUGCUAAUGAAGUUUUAGAGUUACGUAAGGAGAGAGAUCUUCUUGUGAAGCGAAACGAGGAGUUGGAAGAGGAAAUUAAUGGCCCAUUGGGAUUGAGGGAACAAUUGGCCUUUAGUGUUGCCGAAGAUACAGAAGAUAUUGACAUGGCCACUCAAUUAACACGAGUCAAGGCUGAGCUCGAAUGCCGCACAAAGGAGAGAGAUGCAGCUAUUGAAGAGUCCAAAGUGGGAGAAAAUCUCACAUCUAUCAAAGAACUAAUGGAUCAGUUUUCUGAGAAUCUCGAAGCUGAUAUUGACCUGAUUGAGGAGAAAGAUGAACAAGACAAGGAAGUGGCAAAGAAAUAUCGUCAAUGUCAGCGUGAAUUAAGCGACGAGAAAGAAAAGGUCAAAUCUCUCGAGAAGUUUAUAGAGGAUAAGUAUAUGGAAUACGAAAACCUUGCCGGCAAUGUGCAUGAUGAUUCUCUCAGUGCAAGAUUGGCUCGAACAUUGAUCGAACUCUAUCAGACGAAGCGGAAAUUGAUGGAAAGAACAAUACAGAGGAAUAGUCUUAUCAUGAGCGCUGUGGCAUAUUUAGCGACUGUCUUAGGGGAAAAUGAGACGUUGCAGCAGAAAAUAUACAUCCUCCAAAAACAUCCAAACCACGAUCCUCGAAUACCUUUCAAAGACAUCAAUUUGGAAAAUGAGCAGAUGAUCAUCACACUUCGAAAGGAGAUUCAUUCUGCUAGGGAAGAUUUCUAUAAGGCGGGAUGUGAAGCCUAUAAGGCGGACAAGAAGGCGAAGAGAGCGAAAGAAAGAUUGGCCCAAUAUAUUGAGAUGUCUGCAUUUGGACGAGAAUCUCAUCCCAGGGUCCAAGCUCUGAGGCAUGAUAGAGAUAGAAGUCCUCCGGACCCCAAUGCCACUGAUCCGGAAGUUAUUGAGCACUUGAAAACUCAGCUUAAAGACGCUGAUGAUUUGAUGGAUUUGAUUGUUGCAAGGUACCGAGUUUUGGAGAAUGAAAAUGGAGAGCCGAAUACUGAAAGGGUGGAGGUAGCGGAGAGGAGAUUGGAGGAGUGCAUGGAUCUGGUGGAUGGACCGUUAGGUCAAAAAGAGGCAUUUGAUAAUCUCAAGGCGCUGUUGAGUGAGUCGAGGGAGGCGUUGAAGGUUAAAAUGAAUGAGUGGAAUGAGAAGGAUAAGGAGCGUGAUUGGGCUGUUGAGAGCUUGGAGAAAUUGCUGAAGGAGAGUGAAGAAAGGGAAGCGGCGCUCGCUGGGCUUCUACAUGCCACACAAGAGGAUAUGAGGAGGGAAGGUAAACGGGCUGCUAAGGUCGCAGAAAUUGAAGAAAAAUUGGCCAGGAAUGAACAAAGAAUACAGGAUCUACUUCGGGAGAGGGAUGAGCAUAAAGCCGAGGCUGAUGGAUUAGAGUCCUUUCUCCGGGCUAGCGAGACGCAGAUGACCCAACUCGAAGAACAUAUCAGCAAGAGCGAAGAAAAACUCCGAGCCUUGCAACAGGAGAAUGAGAAUCAAAAAGCUGAAGCUGAGAGACUGGAAGAUCUCCUCAAAGCUAUUGAAACAAAAACAGCGGAAUCUUUCACAACAUUAAGAGACGAGGAGGAGGAGAAGUACCGAGGAGAGAUCGAAAAAUUACACCAAAUUCUGCUAUUGAAAGAAGAAGAAGAUGAACAAUUCCGCGAAGAAAUUGAGAGAGUGCAUGAGCUUCUUGAUAUGUCAUUAACAACAUCAAAACGAUUGUCUGAUCUCGAGACUGAAAUCACAAGAUGGAAAACUGUUGCCGAGGAAAGCAUAAGAGAAAUUGAGGAGCUGCAAAAGAAGUUAGAGGAUUCAAAGGCAGAGGUUGAAUUACUUCGUAUAACGAAUAAUCAAAAUUCAGAGACGCAAACAGAAGAGCCCAUCGCCGCAGACAUGGAAAUACAAACAGAUAGCCUUAGAAUUGCGCAGUCUCCAGUCUCAACUUCCCCUGCUCCUCCAAUUUCUGCGGUACCGGCACCUAAAUCGAAGAAAUCUAAAAAGAAAGCCGUCCAAAAGAAACCCAUCACAAAGGAACCUCGAGACUCGAGAUACCAUCCCAGCAAAGGCCCAGGCUCCGAACCAUCAGAUGAAGAAUUAGAAAGUCCAAAAGCGCCCAAACCACAAGCAAAACGAAACAUCUUGCUUCAGCAAGAAAUUGCUCGUCCGGCUCCAUCCCCCUCCCCAGCUCCUUCUCUAACAAUCAAACUUACGUCUAAAGCCCACGCAAACAAAAAGAAAGGGGAAAGGAAAGAUAGAGGGGAACAUGAUCCGGCUUAUAAGAAUGAGGCCGGAGCGGAGUCUGAAGAUGAAGAGAUACCUCCAGCAGAGGUGGUGCAAGAGUCGCCGGUGGAAGAUAAGGUGGAGGUGGAUGGACCCAGGAGGAGUAGGAGGACGAGGAAUCCGAAUCCAGUUUAUACAGGGGAAAUCAUUGUAGAAGAACUAGGGGUGGGGCAAAAGAGGAAAGCUGAUGGGCGUGGGAAUGAUGAGAGGGGGCAAAAGAGGAAAGUGGUUGAGGGUGGAGAUAUUGGGAAAGGGAAGAGGAGUAAAAAAUAG